Messenger RNA from Cannabis sativa, 1841 nucleotides. RefSeq names its product cytochrome P450 71D9. Bases 142 to 1674 code for a protein of 510 amino acids. Lineage: Eukaryota; Viridiplantae; Streptophyta; Magnoliopsida; Rosales; Cannabaceae. The transcript has 2 exons. Gene Ontology annotation, molecular function: heme binding; monooxygenase activity; oxidoreductase activity, acting on paired donors, with incorporation or reduction of molecular oxygen. The record is from RefSeq and is a predicted model, not a curated record.
UAUGGGGAUGCAAUCAUCCAACAUGUGGUCCUGAUAAAAUUUGAUCAGUUCAGUGUAACUUUUUAAUAGAAUAAAUAUCUGAUUGAUUCUUCUUGUAGCUUCUUCAUUGUUGAAAUUGAGUUAUUAUCACUAAAUUUCACCAUGGAGAUUGAAAUACCAUCUUUGCCAAUCCUUUUCUUCUCAUACAUAUUCUUGUUUAUGGUGAUAAAAAUACUCAUAAAAAGCUCAUCAACUAAUUCAAAACUCCCACCAGGACCAUGGAAACUUCCCAUUGUUGGAAACAUUCACAAUUUCAUUGGCUCUUCCUUAAUCCAUCAUACACUAAGAGAUUUAGCCAAAAAAUAUGGACCAUUGAUGUACUUAAAAAUUGGUGAAGUUCCAACCAUAGUAAUCUCAUCACCUGAAUAUGCCAAACAAGUGAUGAGAGUUCAUGAUGUUAAUUUUGCAUCAAGACCCUCAAUUCUUUUUUCGAAAAUCAUGUUAUAUGAUGGUGCUGAUCUUGCUUUUGCUCCAUAUGGUGAACAUUGGAGACAAGUAAGGAAGAUUUUCAUGCAAGAGCUUUUGAGUACAACAAGAGUUCAGUCUUUCAGAUACAUAAGAGAAGAAGAGAUGUUCAACUUCAUCGACUCGAUUUCCUUGAAUGUUGGCGGUGUUAUUAAUCUUAGUGAGAGGCUUAACAUGAUGAUGUAUAACAUUAUUUCGCGUGCAGCCUGUGGUAGGACAAGGAUUCACAACCAAGAGUUUGUGCCUGUGUUGAAGGAAGCUAUUGAGGUAUCAUUAGGGUUUGAACUUGCUGAUUUGUUUCCUUCUUUUAAGUUAUUUUAUCACAUGAGUCCUUCUAAGCCUAAACUUGAGAGGCUUAGAGAAAGGGUAGCAAGAAUAUUUGAAGAGAUUAUCCAUGAGCAUAAGGAGCAAAAGCCCAAAGAGAGAAGUGAUGAGGAUUUGGUUGAUGUUCUUCUUAAGUUUCAUGACAAUGAUGACCUUGGAUUUUCUUUGACAAGCGAGAAUAUUUAUGCAAUAAUCUUUGAAAUAUUUGCUGCUGGGAUUGAGACAUCAGCAACAUCUGUAGAAUGGGCUAUGUCAGAAUUGAUGAAGAAUCCGAAGAUGAUGAAAAGGGCACAAGAUGAGGUUAGAGAAGUCUUUCACAGAAAAGGGUUGGAAAAUGAGAGAGCACUCGAUGAGAUGAAAUACUUAAAUUCAGUUAUCAAAGAAUCCAUGAGACUUCAUCCUACUUUACCAUUGUUAUUGCCAAGACAAAAUAAAGAGAAGUGUGAGAUUAAUGGUUAUGAGAUACCUGCUAAAACCAACACUAUAGUUAAUGCAUGGGUUAUUGGAAGAGAUCCUACGUAUUGGCCUGAACCUGAGAUUUUUAAACCCGAAAGGUUCUUAGAUGAUAGCAAUUUUAUCGACUCGAAAUUAGGUAACAACUUUGAAUAUCUUCCAUUUGGUGGUGGAAGAAGAAUAUGUGUUGGUAUGUCUUUUGGUCUCCUCAGUGUGGAGCUUUCUCUUGCAUUGUUGCUAUAUCACUUUGAUUGGAUGCUUCCCAAUGGAAUGAAAAAUGAAGAUUUAGACAUGACUGAGUCUUUUGGUGCAUCCGUUCAAAGAAAAAAUGUUCUACAAGUUAUUCCUAAUAACAGGAAAGAUGAACUAAUCGGUGCAUAUGUGUCUUGGUGACAUUGAUAAUUAUAAUAAUAAUCUGUAUUUUAUGGAUAACAAGUUAAAUUAUUAACAUUCUAGAAUCUUUGUUGAUGCUCAUAUAAGUCCUAGGCCAUAUGCUUUUUUAUUUUGAACGAAUAGUACAAUCAAAAUAUAUUUAAUUAAUUAGUAUUCAUUAAUUAUGA